GGCGCGGGAGAGCCUAAAAAAACCCAAACAAGAGUGUUCCUACGUUUGUAAAACCUGCUUAUUUUCUUACCUUGAAUUUUAGGAAUCUUUAUACCGUAAGACUCGUAAAAGAAGUGGAAAUACAAGCAUCGUGAUGGCUGAGGACUUCAGCCAGUCCCUGACUCCACCAGUUUCCCCGUUUCCAGCAGAGAGCCAGAGUGACCUGGCUCCCGCUCGGCCACCGUGCUUCUGCUGCUCUGAAGUGAAAGAUGACCCCACCGGGCCACUCCCCGCAGAGGGAUGUGUGGGGAGAGGUUCUCUGAAGCGGCUGCUGUUGCAUCUUGACCCGGCACCCACUGAACAUGAGUCAGACACGGUGGAGCUCUUUGGUUUCACCUGGAUAACAGAGACGGCUCUGGUGGAGUCUACAAAGUUACUCUUUGGUAUCUUAAGACAAAAGGUUUACGAGUUGGAGACUUCGGUACAAUCCUGCUCACAUGACUUUGGACAGGCAGGAAAUCUGCACUAUGAAGCCGAAGAUCUGCGACAACAGUGUGUCGAAUUUCUUCAAUAUGUUAAAGUGUUCUUGCACAGAUAUUUUGAGCCCUCUGGAUCCAUGGAUGAAGGCCACUCGCACCCGUUUGAGGAGCUGGAGCGUCAGCUCCCCUCCGCUCUCCUGGAGGAGCUGCUGGGUGUUACGCUCCUCACGGGUCGACUCAAGGACCUGCCUGCAAACGUUACAAGUGCUUUCAGUAUACAGAACCACGGAACGAUUUUUCCUCCCUCCUGGCAUCUAUUGCACCUUCACCUUGACUUACACUGGUCAGUCUUGGAGAUCCUGCACGUACUGAGUCACAAGAUGCAAGGCCAGGUGGUGUAUGCCCACCAGUUUGUAAACCUGACGGGAGAGAACCUGACUGACACCAGUCUGUUUGAGGAGCACCUGUGCGGCCUGCUCUGUGACCUCACAGGUCUGGCCAUGGGCAAAUACAGCAAGGUGAGGCCCACAGAGGCCUUGAGCAGCAGUCAUUAUCUCUGCAGCUGCACCAAAGAGCUCUGGGUCCUGCUCAUGCACCUUCUGGAACACAGGAGUAAAACGCAGCACAAGCAGUCUUUCUGGAGCUACAUGAACUCCCUGCUGAGGCCCCUGGUGUCGGGGAAGCCUGCAGCCGAGCACUUCAGUGGCCUUCCCACACACUGUAAAGACGCUCUGGGGUUCGCCUGGUGGCUGGUCACUCACCUGGCGGCGUUGGGCCAGUACGGUCGGAGCGGCGUCAUCCAGAAUGAGAAACAUCUGGAUGAUAACUGGACGUUUAUAGCAGAGCUGCUCAAGUAUACAUGUAACCCCAAGGACGGUCUCGCUGAGGAGCAGGUCAGGAUGCACGUCCACUGCUGCCUCAGUCUGUGUCUGCUGUGGGAGCCGAGCACCGCCGCCGUGUCCACGCUCUGGGAUUACUUCAGCAAGAACCUGAACGCCGUGUUCACGGUGCCGUGGCUGGGGAUGUCUGGCCUGGGCACGCUGUGCAAGACGCCCGUGGCCCUGCUGGAGCAGGCCCGCAGCUGCUGCCGUCCCCUUCCCCUCCACUCUCCGGGACACACCCAGCUCUACCGCUCUGCCAACUCCUUCCACAUCUUCCUCCGAGUGCUGGCUCUGUGCCUCGCGCAGGACAGGGCUGGUGGAGUCCCACAGAGACAGAUCAAGGGGAGGAUUUACUCCAAGUUCUCGUCGAGGAAGAUGCAGGAGCUGUCUGAAGCGGGCCUCAUGAACUUCCUGCUGCUGUUCCUGGUGGUGGCCAGGCAGGUGGAGCUGGAGGACGUGGCCAGCAGAGCCUGUGAGCUCCUCAGUCUUCUGCCCCCUAACUGCUCCCUUUCACAUCGCACGCUGGUCUGGAGAGGGCAGCUGUCUCUGCUGUUGCUUUUCCAGGAGAGAGGUCUGGAUGUUGGUGUGCUGGCUCGGGGCUUGGCCUUCGCUUUUAACGAGACCGCCAAGGAGUUCUACAGUAAGACCACGGAGGUCUCUCGGAGACUUCAGCUCUGGGGCCCGCUUGGCUCCUACGUGGAGGGCGUGGCCGAGGUGUUUGAAACCAGCCCCAGUCUCAGCCUGUCGGAGGAGAAGCUGCUCAACGAAGGGUUUGAUUGGUUGCUCCCUGCUUGCCGCCAGUCGGAGCUGAACUCUGCGCUGGGCUUUCUGCAGAACGUCCUUGCGCAGCUCAGACGGGUCCAUCAGCGCAGCGGCGUCCAGUCGGCACCCGCCCCGGCUCGGGCUCCCGCCGGCACCAGUGCGAUGAGAGAGCGCCACCUGGCGGUGGCCGCUGCCCUGUGGAGGCACUUCUUCCCCUUCCUGCGCGGCCUGCGCCUCUCGCAGACGCCCCCAGCACCGCUGGCAGACGCUGCUGCAGGGUUUACCCUGCUGGCCCUGGACAUGCCCAGCUCGGCCCCUCAGGACCUCCAGCCCAACCCGGUCCAGUCCAUCAUGCAGUCCUUCAGCUGGGACGACAUGGUCCACCCGCUGCUCGUGACCCGCUACCUUCCCCACGUGCUCCAGAACAGUGAGCUGGCGUCUUCUCUGAACGGGGGCUCCAGUGUCGCCGUGCAGGGGUCGGCGCAGGCCCUGUCAGUGCGAGCCUGGUUCAGGUGUGUCUUACAGCAACACCUGCACAAGAACCCCGAUGGGACGGACACCAGAGCAGGUCGCACCGUGGGGGAGCAGCUGUGUGAGCUGACCCGGCUGGUGCUCAGGCUCCCCGAGGUGGAAGAGAUCCUGCAAAGAGCCGGUUCCCAUCCCACAGACGCCAGAGCGGAGCCCACUGCAGCCCUGGAGAUGUUUGUCAAGGCUGUGGGCGGUGUGUACGCUGGACUGUCAGUCCUGUCCGAGCGCUCGGCCCUGGUAACCAGGGCCCUGGACUACAUCGGGGACAUCCUGAAACACAUCAAACCGUACGUGGUCAGCAAGAACCAGGAGGGCUUGCAGCUGGCGUACUGGGCCGUGGGUCUCAUAGUGAAGCACUGGAGCCCCCUGCUGGCCACGUCUAAAGCUCAGCAGCUGCUGUUCCGGAUCGUGGACAGUCUGCUGCUCCCCCACCACCUCCCCCAGCCGGACAAAGCUCUGAGGGACAACCUGCCCCUGUAUCUACAGGGUCUCUCUGUGGCCUCAAGUGUGUCUCAGUCACAGGGGGCUUACCUCAAGCAGCAGCUUCGCUCAGUCACCCGCAGGUAUCUGGACCAUUUUCUCCCUGCGUCCCCUGCGAUCGGCGUCAUCAGCAACCACCCGGUGCUGCUGGGGGCCUGCGAGACCAGCCCCACCGUGCGGGGAGCGGCGCUGAGGAGGAGCAUCCUCCAGGUGCUCUGUGAGAACUUCCUGCAGUUUAAGGGUCACGCCCCCCCUCCUCGCCUGGCGUCGGUCCUGAUGUUCCUGUUGGAGCUCCUGAGACGAAACGGCGACUCUGACGUGACGCUGCUGGUCCUGCCGCUCCCCCCUCUGCUGCGGUGUCUGAUGCUGGUCAACGAGCCACAAGUGAGGAAGACCAGCACGGAUGCAUUGCAGCUUGUGGUGGAGCGAUGUGCUGCUGCGUCUACAGAAGCACCGUGUGAGCAGAUGAUCACCGUCUUACGGUCCUUCGCGCAGGAGAACGAGGGAAUGUACGACAGGCAGGUGUACGGCGUCCUGGAGACGGUGGCCGUCUUGGAUCCCACCGUGGUCCAAGCUCUCGUUCCCAACCUGUCUGUGAGUCUGAGAAACUGUGAACACAAAAGAGGACUGGGCAAGAACAUCGCCUUGAGGAGUGCGUAUAUAAAGUUGCUGCGUCUCCUUGGAGACGGAGGGCAGGCUGAAAUAACCAGUCUGGAGAGCGACUAAGAUCCUCCAGGAAGAGGGCCAACUCCGGUUCUGGGGGUCACUUGUGCUUACUGAACUUUGGGCAUUUUUUAGCACAAGGUUGUAAAUAAUGUACAUAUAAUAUAAAAGGUUGAGCCUUACAGCUGAUUUAAGCAAAUGUUUUAUUAAUGAAAUAAAAUGUGACAAUAAAUGUGCUUCGAAGCCGGUCUACUUUUAUUUUGAGUUCCCUGGGAGAGUGAGGAAUGGGAGCUAUUAUGCCAGCUAUUAGAACCUGAUUUCUCUGGCUCUCUCAGCGGCAGCUCUGAUGACAGUCCUGGCUGAGACCAAAGAGUUCAAUAUAAAAAAGAGAGAGAAUCGGUGAGGAAGUACUGCUUGUUCCGAUCCUUUUUCCCUGUCGACUUUCUAAGUCGGGGCAAUCUCUUGCAAUUCAGCCUUAGUUUGCACGUAAUCACAUGAAGUCUCUCUCCUGUCUCCCACAAUCACCAAGUACCAUUUUCUGUCAUCGCUAGUCAUUUUUCAGCCUCAUCAAAAUGCAAUAAACGUUCUGAUCGGAGCAGCCUUCUGCUGCACGGUUUCCUGUUCUCCAGCACAGCAUCUGCACAGACAGCUAGCAGUGGACAGAUGCAUUCAAAUG
This is a messenger RNA of Cololabis saira (Pacific saury), 4448 nucleotides long. RefSeq names its product MMS22-like, DNA repair protein (gene mms22l). NCBI's taxonomy places the organism in Eukaryota, Metazoa, Chordata, Actinopteri, Beloniformes, Belonidae. The transcript is spliced from 26 exons. Gene Ontology annotation, biological process: replication fork processing; double-strand break repair via homologous recombination. Bases 134 to 3835 code for a protein of 1233 amino acids. Gene Ontology annotation, cellular component: nuclear replication fork. The record is from RefSeq and is a predicted model, not a curated record.